AUGGCGGAUGAGAAUCAGGCUGGAAAUAAAGAGGAGGAAUUUAGCACAGGCCCUCUGUCAGUCCUAAUGAUGAGUGUUAAGAACAACACCCAGUGCUCAUCAAUUGCCGCAACAACAAGAAGCUACUUGGUCGGGUUCGUGCUUUUGAUCGCCACUUUUGUAACAUGGUGCUCGAGAACGUCAAGGGAGAUGUGGACGGAGCAGGCUGGAAAGAAAGAGGAGGAGGAAUUUAGCACAGGCCCUCUGUCAGUCCUAAUGAUGAGUGUUAAGAACAACACCCAGAAGCUACUUGGUCGGGUUCGUGCUUUUGAUCGCCAUCGUAACAUGGUGCUCGAGAACGUCAAGGGAGAUGUGGACGGAGUGCUCAUCAAUUGCCGCAACAACAAGAAGCUACUUGGUCGGGUUCGUGCUUUUGAUCGCCAUCUUUGUAACAUGGUGCUCGAGAACGUCAAGGGAGAUGUGGACGGAGUGCAAUUGACACGGGAUUCAUUUCUUUCCGUGUCCCCAAGACUGCAAAAGGGCGUAAAGAAGGCUCACGCUGUGAACAAGGAUAGAUUCAUCGCCAAGAUGUUCCUCGAGGCGACUCGGUCAUCAUCGUCUUUGAGAGACCCAAACCGAUCGCCCAACCAACAACUUGUGCUCAUCAAUUACCGCAACAACAAGAAGCUACUUGGUCGGGUUCGUGCUUUUGAUCGCCACCGUAACAUGGUGCUCAAGAACGUCAUGGGAGAUGUGGACGGAGUGCAAUUGACACGAUUCAUUUCUUUCCGUGUCCCCAAGACUGGCAAUGGCAAAAAGAAGGCUCGGCCUGUGAACAAGGAUAGAUUCAUCAGCAAGAUGUUCCUCAGGGGCGACUCGCAGGCUGGAAAGAAAGAGGGGGAGGAAUUUAGCACAGGCCCUCUGUCAGUCCUAAUGAUGAGUGUUAAGAACAACACCCAGGUGCUCAUCAAUUGCCGCAACAACAAGAAGCUACUUGGUCGGGUCCCCAAGACUGGCAAGGGCAAAAAGAAGGCUCUGCGUGUGAACAAGGAUAAAUUCAUCAGCAAGAUGUUCCUCAGGGGCGACUCGGUCAUCAUCGUGCUGAGGAACCUGAACUGA
This is a messenger RNA of Miscanthus lutarioriparius, 1098 nucleotides long. NCBI's taxonomy places the organism in Eukaryota, Viridiplantae, Streptophyta, Magnoliopsida, Poales, Poaceae. The record is from the annotation of a GenBank genome assembly.